AUGGAAUGCGACAUCUGCCACCGGCCGCAUGACGCCCAGCGCCGGCCGUUCUUGUGCGCCGUAGAUGCCCGGAAUAGGAUCUACGACGGCCGCAUGAAGAACCUGCAGCUUAUGAUCGAUAACGACACGCUCAAGGCGCAAAUUAACGAGCUUCUGGCCGAUACCAGGCCAAGCAAGCACACCUGGGACGAAGCCAUCGCACGCAAGGAGGCCGCAGAGCAAAAGACUGACCAGAUCCUCGCUGCCGCGGAACAGCUUCGCGGUGACAUCAAGGCCGCCAGGGACGAGAUCCAGGCCAGAAAGGCAGCGCUUGCUCGGCGGAAGUCUGAUCUCGCCUCCGUCUCGGCCGGUCUAGCGGAACGGAGGGCUAAGCAGCUUAAGGAAGUUGAGAAGUCGAUUCAUGUGCUCAAAUUUCGAUGGUCUCAAACCGCCGAAGAUACGGCUUCAACUCGCACUUUCUUAUGUGGAGAAGCUGUUCGGCUCUACGGUCUACGAAGAGUUGCGAAGAAAGGCGUCACAGGGCGCUACGAAUAUAGUCUCGGCAGGGUUCCCAUUGUCGAUCUAACCAGUAUGGACUCCCUUUCGCCCGAAGUCAUCUCGACCUCUCUCUCCCACAUCGCCCAUGUCCUCAUGCUGGUCUCCCAUUACCUUUCCAUCCGCCUCCCUGCCGAGAUCACCCUCCCUCACCGCGACUACCCCCGACCAACCAUGUUCACCAUCCAGAAUUCCUAUCGCCACGGCGAUGUUUCCUUCCCCGGCAGCCUCGUAACUGCUCCCCUUUCUGAUACCCCCUUUGCCAAUUCCCAUGUCCCUCGACCUCGCCCCCUCUUUGUGGAUAAACCACUACCGCAGCUCUGCAAAGAAGACCCCGCUGCCUAUUCCCUUUUCCUCGAAGGCGCCACGUUGCUGGCUUAUGAUGUUGCCUGGCUUUGCUGUUCUCAAGGCGUGUCCGUUGGUGAUAGGACUUCAUUUGAGGACAUUUGCAACAUGGGCCGGAAUUUGUAUAAUCUUUUGAUGAACAACCAAUUCUCAGGCCAGAAUGCCGACGAAAAGCAAAGCUGGAUCGGCCGUUUUGCUCAUGGCACGACCUUUUACAGCCUUGGCGACGACGAAGGAACUGAGUUUAUCAAGUCCUUCAAGCUCCCCAACCCCUUGAAACUCGCUGAUAAGCUGAAGAAGAAGCUUCUCGGAGACGCGCCCGCGCCUGAUUGGGAGGUCCUUGGCGAUGACGAAUGGAAGGACGAAGGCUUGGCUGGAAACGGGGCGUUUGAUCCAAAGGGAUUGGGAAGCAAGAAUGGCGGUCUUUCUGAUGUGAAAGAGUCGCCUCGGACUAGCAACUCGAAUGGGUGGAUGAAGGUGAAGAGUAGAUGA
Messenger RNA from Trichoderma virens Gv29-8, 1371 nucleotides. RefSeq lists its product as uncharacterized. The record is from RefSeq and is a predicted model, not a curated record. Gene Ontology annotation, cellular component: lytic vacuole; endosome. Gene Ontology annotation, molecular function: SNARE binding. Gene Ontology annotation, biological process: SNARE complex assembly. The transcript is spliced from 3 exons. Lineage: Eukaryota; Fungi; Ascomycota; Sordariomycetes; Hypocreales; Hypocreaceae. The coding region runs from base 1 to 1371 and encodes 456 amino acids.